Knipowitschia caucasica is the source of this 639-nucleotide messenger RNA. The record is from the annotation of a GenBank genome assembly. NCBI's taxonomy places the organism in Eukaryota, Metazoa, Chordata, Actinopteri, Gobiiformes, Gobiidae.
AUGACUGCAAUGAACAUUAAAGGGUUAAGUAGCCUUUUGAAGAAGAUUUUGUCCGGGUCUCCUCUGGUCCUGGAGGAUCGGUCUCCUCUGGUCCUGAGGGGUCGGUCUCCUCUGGUCCUGGAGGAUCGGUCUCCUCUGGUCCUGGAGGAUCGGUCUCCUCUGGUCCUGGAGGAUCGGUCUCCUCUGGUCCUGGAGGAUCGGUCUCCUCUGGUCCUGGAGGAUCGGUCUCCUCUGGUCCUGAAGGAUCGGUCUCCUCUGGUCCUGAAGGAUCGGUCUCCUCUGGUCCUGAAGGAUCGGUCUCCUCUGGUCCUGAAGGAUCGGUCUCCUCUGGUCCUGAAGGGUCGGUCUCCUCUGGUCCUGAAGGAUCGGUCUCCUCUGGUCCUGAAGGAUCGGUCUCCUCUGGUCCUGAAGGAUCGGUCUCCUCUGGUCCUGAGGGGUCGGUCUCCUCUGGUCCUGGAGGAUCGGUCUCCUCUGGUUCUGGAGGAUCGGUCUCCUCUGGUCCUGAGGGGUCGGUCUCCUCUGGUCCUGGAGGUCUUAAUGUUUUUACUCUUCCUCAUUAAUCCAAAGGAAAACUGUUCUGCCUCAAACAAAGUGGAUCCAGUGGUUUCUCUUUUCUGUCUCUCUGCUCUGGAAUUCUAA